Messenger RNA from Paramuricea clavata, 1122 nucleotides. The record is from the annotation of a GenBank genome assembly. Lineage: Eukaryota; Metazoa; Cnidaria; Anthozoa; Malacalcyonacea; Plexauridae.
AUGGUAGAUAAUACCACUGCUGAAAGCAUCAUAAGAGAAAUGGGAACCAGCCAUAGUUCAAAAUUAAAUCAACUAGUAAAACAAAUUUGGCAGUGGUGUGAAAGCCAGAAAAUAUGGAUAACAAUGGCACACAUACCAGGGGUUGAAAACUGUCAAGCAGACUUUCAGUCUCUGUCUUUCAAUUGGGGGACUGAAUGGUGUCUUAACAAAGACAUACUUACCUUGGCAUGUAACAUGCUCAGGUUUACCCCAGACAUUGAUCUAUUUGCUUCCAGAAUCAACCAUCAAUUCAAACCCUAUGUAGCAUUUAGACCAGACCCUGAAGCAAUUGCCAUUAAUGCCUUUCACAUGACAUGGGCUCAAUUUGCUUUCUAUGCUUUCCCACCAUUUAGCGUGAUAAUGCAAGUGCUACAGAAAAUCCAAGAAGAUCAAGCCUCAGGGAUCCUAGUGAUCCCAUAUUGGCCAACACAGAUAUGGUGGCCGAAAGCAAUGAACAUGGUUGUCCAACAGCCAAAUAGUUUUGCCAAAAAGCAAGGAACUAUUAUCCCUCCCCAACCAACCCAACGAGAUACACCCCAUGUAUCCAAAGCUUUGCCUGCUGAUAUGCCACUUGUCGGGGAUCAGCUCAAAAAGCAGGGAUUUUCGGACACAGCUUCCAGAGUCAUCCAAAACUCUUGGCGAACAGGGACAAAAAAGCAAUAUGCUUGCCACAUUAAGAGAUGGAUAUGCUACUGUAGUAAAAGGGAUAUUAAUCCCAUUUGUCCUGAUGUGAGAGAUGGCAUUAAUUUUCUCGCAGAACUUCUGGACUCGGGUGUCGGGUACAGUUCCAUCAACACUGCACAAUGUGCACUUUCAUCAAUAACAAACAUGUCUGAUCAUUUUAGCUUUGGUACACACCCUCUAGUGUCCAGGUUCCUGAAAGGAGUCUUCACAGAGAGACCAAGUUUGCCGAGAUACCAAGAUAUAUGGGACAUGAAUAUUGUCUUAAAUCACCUUAAACAGUCUAAAAUUGCCAAAGAACUGUCACUGAAAGACUUGACUCUAAAGCUUGUCAUGCUAAUGGCACUUUUGUCUGGGCAGCGAUGCCAGACCCCAAAACAAAAAACCAGAAGCGCAGUUUAA